AUGCGCGCAAACAUUCCGAACAUUGAGGCGACGGUACCCAGCUUGAGAUCCAACGAAUGCAAUUGGCAUACUUUAGCUAUCAACAUAUCGGCCUUGCACAGCGCGGGCGUCGUCCUUGACUGGAACACAUGGUACCAACCCUUUGAGUCAGAGCUACGCCUGCUAAAUCUGCCUCCAUACCAAUGGCAUCUGAAGAAUCAUUGGAUUCAACAUAACGGGGAUUGGCUCUUGCUGAAGGAUAAACAGUCCAGGGCUGAAAACGAGAGCUUUCCAAUCCCUGCUCCCCCAUCCUUGCGCACCCCUCUCGUGCACCAGAUACUGGAAGAAUCAUUCGGGGAAGACGGUGGGAGCAUUGUCAUCCAAUCAGAUGUGACUGACGAUGAUAUCUUUGCUGUUGCUGCAGGACACAGAAUGAGUGGUCGGCCACUCCUCUCGGCAUUCGCUUACACUGACAUCGCUGUGGCUAUGGCGAGAUAUAUCUGCUCCAGACUACAACCAGGAACACAGCUCUCAACCCUGAAAUUUGGCAAAGUCCAGCUUUUCCAGGGCUUAAUAUCCCGGAAGGAUAGGUCUCAGCCUCAGUACGUGCGAAUGCGCAUGCAAGCAGAUCGCAUGUGCUCUUCGAUGCGUCUGUCAUUGCAUCGAGCUCUUGACGCUAACUCAAGCGAGGAGGAACUGGCCACCGGUGUGGUGACGUGCGGAGACCCCCGAUCAUGGCGAGACGAAUGGACUGCUUAUUCGCAUCUCCUGACAAGCCGGAUUGAAGCGCUGCAUCAGCUAGCAGAUCAAGGGUUAGCAAGCCGCGUGUCCAAGGACUUGGUGUACACACUCUUCAAGAACGUCGUCGACUACGGCGAACAUUACCGUGGCAUCCAAACUGUUGUCAUGUACGGCCUAGAAGCAGUUGCGGAUGUCAUUUUGUCCCCCAGCCAAGAUAGCCGGUGGACGACACCUCCUCAUCACAUCGACCCCAUUAUACAUGUCGGGGAUCUUAUUCUGAACGCCGGGCCAGCCACAGACCCCACCAGCACAAUCUAUGUCAUGGACGGCUGGGAAUCCAUGCGAUUCUCCGAUCCCUUGGCGGCAGGCGUGUUGCACCGCUCGUACGUUAAGAUGAAUCCUGCCAACGAUAAUUCUGGAUGUUAUUCCGGCGACGUGUAUAUCUUGCACCGGGACCGUGUGAUCGGAAGGGUUCACAAGAUGGCGCUUCGCCCAUUGCCUCGCAUUCUCAUGAGUCGGUUCUUCGACCCCCCAGACGGCCGGUAUGGGCAAACGGUUCAGCAAUAUCCUUCUACUGCCGUCCCUUCAACAUCGCAACACACGAAUUCAACCACGACUACAGAGCCCACUCCGUCGCAGCAAGACGAUUCAGAGAACACAUCGCUCGUUACCCCUGAGACUGAACCCAACCCUCCAAUAUCGGUACCCUGGCCUAAAGCCAACAGUCAGCUUGUCCGUGACGCUAUAGCUCUCAUUGCGUCUGAGACCGGGGUAGAGUUGGAUGUCCUGAUAGACGAAACAGAAUUUUCUGCUGUUGGGGUCGAUUCACUUCUGUCACUGGUUCUGGUAGAGAAAUUUGCUCUUGAGCUAAACGUUGAUCUGAAAGGUUCUUUUUUCCUGGAAACUCCGACCGUUGGUGAUCUGAAGACCCAUCUUGAGACUAGCCAGAUGACUGUGCGCUGA
Aspergillus bombycis is the source of this 1683-nucleotide messenger RNA. Its product is annotated as putative polyketide synthase. The record is from RefSeq and is a predicted model, not a curated record. Lineage: Eukaryota; Fungi; Ascomycota; Eurotiomycetes; Eurotiales; Aspergillaceae. Gene Ontology annotation, molecular function: fatty acid synthase activity. Gene Ontology annotation, biological process: secondary metabolite biosynthetic process; fatty acid biosynthetic process. The coding region runs from base 1 to 1683 and encodes 560 amino acids. The transcript has 2 exons.